GGGGUUCAGAAUAGUUGGACUGUCCAGUUCUUGUACACCAACAUAUGAAAUUUAAGUGAAAGACAUCGAAGGUGUUCAACCAGUGUUGUUUGUGAGUUCAGUUGUGCAGCGGACAUGACCACGGCCACCAUGGGGCCAUUCGUUGCAUUUGCUGUGAUUAUCGUCGUAUCAGGUGGCGUCGCCGGCGCUCCCUAUUUGGGUAAAUUCAUCGGGAAACUUUCCGAAUUACAUCACGGCGUCUCCGGUGAAGUUUACGCGGUUGAUGGCCGAACUUUAUACCUGAAAGAUUUCACUUAUGAUGGCCAAGGCCCAGCGGCGUAUUUCUACGCCAGCACGUCGAAGAACGCCAACAGCGCCGGAUUCCGAUUAAGGGACGAAAAUGGAAGUCCUGAAGUGAUCAGGAGGUACAGGAAGGAAGGAGUCACUCUCACGUUACCCGAGGGCAAGACCCUUAACAACAUCAAGAUUUUCUACGUGUGGUGCGAGGAAUUUGAGGUGAACUUCGGCGAUGUUAAAAUCCCUCGCAACUUCGACUACCCUAAGCCCCAGAAAAUCGAGCCUUUGAAGGGAGUUCAUGCCAUUUCUUCGGACCCCAUCGUCAUCGUCGACGCCCAGACGUUGCUCGUGCCGAAUUUGUCGUACGACGGAGAAGCACCAGAUGCGAAAUUCUGGGUGGGGCGAGGCCCGAAGCCCUCCCCUCAGGGCAUACGCGUCCCUGAUGAGAACGGUAAAAUGGAGCCCCUUCGUCGCUACGACCGCAAAACGGUAGUCCUCACCCUUCCUGGAGACUUGACUGUUUUCGAUAUCGGCCACUUUGGCAUUUGGUGUGAAGCCUUCACUGUCGAUUUCGGCCAUGUGCAAAUCCCUCAAAACGUCAACGUUCCCCCUUCGCUGAAAAUGCUCGGAGUGAGCCCACAGUCGAAGCUGAACUGCGAAGUUUUGUACGAUGACCUGGCAUUUGAGGUGCGAUGGGCGGUCGCCGGAGACAGCAUUGUUUUGCAACUAGUUGCUAAAUUAGACGAUAGAGAAUACAUGUCUUUUGGAAUCUCCGGCGAUGAUUCCCGAAGCGAAAUGAUCGGCGGAGAUGUCGUCGUGGCUUGGGUCGACAAAGAAACCUCGAAAGGAUUUGCUGAAGAUUACCACCUGGCCGCCAAAUCGCAGUGUUCCGGACCCACUGGAUCUUGUCCGGAUAACCGGUUGCAAGAAAACACUAACAAUGUCCGGUUACUCAACGCUGCAAUGGUCAAUGGUUACUCCAUAGUGACCUACCAAAGACCCCUCAAACCCUCGGAUGAGUACGACAGACAGAUCCACACGAACCGAUCGCAAGCCAUAAUUUGGGCUAUUGGUCCUCUUAAUCAAAGAAACGAGGUGUCUUUCCACAGCCACUACACCAAAGGUGAUCAGUUCCUGGAUUUCGGACGCCCGGCUAAAUGGAACUGUCCCAUGCCGGAAGGCGAGCAACCAUCCAUGAAAUCCACGACUACAGCACCUUCGAGAUCACGUAAUGCGGAAAAAAGACGUGGAAGUACUAACAACAGGAAGGAAGUCGCUGAUAACGAAAGAAGUGCUUCCCGAACAAGACCAACUGAACGUCGACGAGGAAAUACCAAACCUGUUCCAACUCCGGCUCCAGUCGCAAAAAGAGACGCUUGGGAGAUUCCACCAAUCAAAUGUUACGAACCGGAAGAUGGAGUUUUCUAUGCACAGAUGGGCCCCACUGGGGGCAAAAGGGGAUACCCCGCGAUUACGGGUCAUGUCGGUUGGGGUAUUUCGUGGUACAUUAACGGACUUUUAAUCCCGGAAAUCAAUGUCGUACGAGGGAAAACGUAUACUUUCGUCGUGGAAGGAGGUUUCGACUCUGAGGUUGCGGCCAAAUAUCACCCCUUCUACAUAACCGAUGAUCCUGUAGGAGGUUACGAGUACAAAACCCCUGAAGAGAAGAAAAAUGUCAGGAUUUUCGCCGGUGCUGUAGCCGCAAAAGAUGGAAGUGUUAAACCGACUGGAACUGGAAGACUUUGUCACUGGACUCAGCAAGGGGACUUGGAAGCUGAUGAUUUUGAAUCAUUUGGGGCCUAUCAAAGAACGCUCGAAUUGAAAUGUGACCAAGGCGAGCCUGGAGUUAUCCAGUGGACUCCCGAUAAAGACACUCCAGAUACAGUCUAUUAUCAGUGUUUCACUCAUCGUUAUUUGGGGUGGAAGAUAAACGUACAUGAUAAAUGCGACGAGCAACCUGCAGCUAGUGAACCCGAAGCUGCCAUAGCUCCUGCACCGGCCGACCUUGAACAAAGCCCCUCAAUCCGGACCGAAUCAAUGGUAAAACCAAAUGCAUUAAUUGUUGAAGAUACAGAAGAUAAGAGUAAUACAACAGUUUCAGAAAUAACCACCGUCUCUUCCGUAACAAAUGAUCCCAUCUUGAUCCAAACUCCCAUCUACAUGACGCCCGUGUUUUCCACAUUUACUCCCUAUUUAUUCGAUACUCCCGUCUUCUACACUCCAUAUCAACAAACUUUCAAACCUAGCCCUCUUUUAGAACCUAUUGGGGAGGAUUUCAGGCUUAAAUCUAUAUCUUCAGAAGCACCAAAAGAAACUACUCUUCCGCUUUCCACUUCCACUUUUACUACAACUCGAGCUACUCCUACAAUCAGUGAAAAAAUCAUUGUUGCCACCACUUCUGACAUUAAGCCAAAAAACCAAAGUUUUCUUGUUCCUCCUAAGUUGGUAUUUCAAAAUAAUUUUUUAAUGCGCAAACCGGCAAGACCAAAACGACCGUAUUAUCCGAUCGUACGUGUCAAAAAACCGAUUUAUAGACCACAAAUUAUGACACUUCAAAGGCCACCCCCUUUGAUAGAUCCACUUCGGUUCUCAGAAUCGCAAAUCAGGUAUCGGCGACCGACAUUCAUACUUGCAAAACCAAAACCCGUAUUUGUGUCAACACCACCAAGUGUUACAGUCAAAAACGUCGAAAUUUCACCUCAACAAGCCUCAACUGACAAAGAACCACAAACCACUUCGUCACCACUCGAAACAAUCAAACCGGCCGAAGAAAAUUACACUAACCGUCUAAAACCGGCAUUAAACACCGGCUUUCGGCCCGAAUCAGUGGUAAUUGAAGGCGGCUUCAAGCCAAUCAUCACCAAAACAAUCCAAAAACGAAUCGAUGAACCUGAACUUGAUUACGACAGCGAAAUUGGAGUCAUAAAACGCGAAAAACCGCGCCAAUCGCCACAACACUUUGAACCAGUGUUUGUUCCAUCGCCCCUCGACAAAGUCAAACUUAAACGACCCUACGUAAAGAAAGUUAUCGUCAAACACUCGCGAAGUAUUCAUGAUGAAGAACCGGUCGCUGAAGCUGCUGAAAGAGUCGAGUCUUACUAUUUGCCACCUCUUGGGAAACCACCCCAAAUUAGCGAAAGUCGUCAACCGUCAAAUAUAGAUCUUGAAGAGCCGUCAAAAAUAGAUCUGGGGUCGCCACCGGACGUGGUUGUGACGUACGACGGUAAGAGAGUUUCCGGUGCAAGUCUAACGGCGAAAAUCGCCGACCGAUCCAGUAUUCUAGACAUGAGGGCGUCUAAAGCCGCGGAACUUAUCAAAGCUCGACCGCAAUUUGUACCUUUCAAAGGUGAAUUACCACCUCUUAAUCCCGCAGUUAUCAACAAAAACGCUCCGCAGUUACAAUCACGAGGGCUAAUCAACAGAGAUUUAGAUACGCCGCCGCGUGGUUCUACCAAACUGAGCCCGAUUAGACAUCAAAGAGGGGUGUAAGCCGCUUAUUUUCGUGGUUAUCUAAUACAUUUUUUUUUUAUUUUAAAUGAUUGUUAAAUAGUUUAGUAAGUUCUUGUCUCGUUAUUGUGUGUAAAUAAAAACAAUUUGUAGUUGUUUCAUGUGAUUAUAUAUUUUUAUACACUAAACACUUAUUAAUA
Messenger RNA from Tribolium madens (black flour beetle), 3923 nucleotides. It is a transcript of the gene Skeletor, whose product is annotated as protein Skeletor, isoforms B/C. The record is from RefSeq and is a predicted model, not a curated record. Lineage: Eukaryota; Metazoa; Arthropoda; Insecta; Coleoptera; Tenebrionidae. Bases 115 to 3765 code for a protein of 1216 amino acids. The transcript is spliced from 8 exons.